AAAAACAGUGGUUUUUCCAAAGCCACGAAAUAUAGAUUAUUCGACAAGCAUCCUUAUCACCAGUUAUUGUUUUUUUUUUCCUAAAUUCUGGCAGACACCUGACAUUGCCGAACGCUCUCUACCCGUAGGAGUAAAUGGACCGCCAAUCGUUGAAAGCUCUACGCUGUCCUUCUCGGAUAUCGCUCUAUGCGCGACCAUCUGUCCGUGAUGUGCUCGGCCAGUGCUAGUAUGGAAAGUCCCAUUGUUACCAACACGCCAAUUAUUCACGCUAUGUGCAUGAAAUGUUUCGGUUUUUAUCCUGCAUCCUGGUGCUGCACAACGUUGAUGUCGCUUACAUUGCGACAAACUUUCACUUGUGAUUGUAACUGAAUUACGCUUUAUUUUCUUCAAAUAUUUUCCAAUAAAUUUCG
Messenger RNA from Cylicocyclus nassatus, 410 nucleotides. The record is from the annotation of a GenBank genome assembly. NCBI's taxonomy places the organism in Eukaryota, Metazoa, Nematoda, Chromadorea, Rhabditida, Strongylidae.